CCCUACCGCGAUUUCAAAAAGCUCCAUCUUUACGAAAGGAAAUCGAAAACUCAAAUAAUGGAGGCCUCCCGUGGACCCCCCCGGGUCAAAAAUAAGGGGGCAAGCACCCAGCAAAUAAGGUACAUCUCGACACUCCGGACAAACUGUCUUAGCCGUGCGGCAGCAAAGCUAACAAGCGUCGCAGUGCCGAACAAAUUCUCCGGGAAGCCUUCGAACGGCAAGAGCAAGGGCUCCAGGCACCGACACAGCGGUUCGCGGAUCUCGAAGAGCUUCAUGAGUUUCAAGGCCGGAAACGCAAGGAAUUCGAGGACUAUGUGCGUCGUAAUCGGAUUAACAUGAACAACUGGAUGCGCUACGCGCAAUGGGAACUCGAUCAGAAGGAAUACGCUCGCGCCCGCUCAAUUUUCGAGAGGGCUUUAGAUGUUGAUUCCCGUUCGGUCGUAUUAUGGCUACGGUACAUUGAGGCGGAGAUGAAGACUCGGAACGUAAACCAUGCCCGAAAUUUACUUGACCGUGCGGUCACUAUUCUGCCGCGAGUGGAUAAGUUGUGGUAUAAAUAUGUCUACAUGGAAGAGACAUUGAGUAAUAUUCCUGGCACUCGGCAGGUGUUUGAGAGGUGGAUGUCGUGGGAGCCUGAUGAAGCGGCGUGGAGUGCAUACAUCAAACUUGAAAAGCGGUAUGACGAAUUUGCAAGGGCUAGAACUGUCUUUCAGAGAUUCACUCAAGUUCACCCUGAGCCAAGGAAUUGGAUAAAGUGGGCACGUUUUGAGGAGGAGUUUGGAACUGAGGAUAACGUCCGGGAAGUCUACACAUUGGCUAUCGAGACUUUGGGUGAGGAGUUCAUGGAUGAGAAGCUCUUCAUUGCCUAUGCCAGGUACGGCUAUUCCUUUGCGCCCCCGGACAAUCCAUGCGCAAAUACUGACGAUUCCCUCUAGAUACGAGGCCAAGCUGAAGGAGUAUGAACGCGCCCGAGUGAUCUACCAAUACGCUCUUGAUCGCUUGCCAAGAUCUAAAUCUCAAUUGCUGCACAAGUCAUACACAACGUUUGAGAAGCAAUUCGGUGAACGUGAGGGUGUAGAAGACGUGAUCCUAUCUAAACGACGAGUCCAGUACGAGGAGCAAAUUAAGGAGAACCCCAAGAACUAUGAUAUCUGGUUUGAUUACGCCAGGCUGGAGGAGACACUUGGGGAUAAAGAUAGAGUACGAGAUGUUUACGAACGAGCCAUCGCAAAUAUCCCCCCAACUAAGGAGAAAAGGCAUUGGAGGAGAUAUAUCUACCUCUGGGUAUUCUACGCCCUCUGGGAAGAAAUGGAAGGAAAGGUGCGCCCAUAGUUCAACCCUUCCUACCACCAAUAUAUCUUAACUUGUGAUCCACGGGCCCAUGAACAAGCCGCAACUAACCCCCCCCCCCCCCCACUAGGAUAUCGACCGCACCCGCCAAAUCUACAACGAAUGCCUAAAACUAAUCCCACACAAACAAUUCACCUUCGCCAAAAUCUGGCUCCUAAAGGCGCACUUCGAAGUACGACACUUCGACCUCCCCGUCGCGCGAAAAACCCUGGGCCAGGCGAUCGGCAUCUGCCCGAAGGACAAACUCUUCAAAGGCUAUAUAUCGCUCGAAACCCGACUGCACGAGUUCUCCCGCUGUCGCACGCUCUACGAGAAGCACAUCGAGUUCAACUCGUCCAACGCGCAGACCUGGAUCCGCUUCGCGGAGUUGGAAAUGGCCCUGGAGGACUACGACCGCGUUCGCGCCAUCUUCGAACUCGCUGUGGAUCAGGAGCUGCUGGACAUGCCGGAGCUGUUGUGGAAAGCCUACAUCGACUUUGAAGAGGAGAGCGGCGAGUUCGAGAGGGUUAGAGGCCUCUUCGAGCGCCUUCUGGAGAAGACAGAUCACGUUAAGGUCUGGAUUAGCUACGCGCACUUCGAAGUCAACGCGGACGAGGGCGAGGAUGAGGAUAGCGUUAGCGAGGAAACUAAGGCGCGCGCGAGGAAGAUUUUCGAGAGAGCGUAUAGGAGGUUGAAGGAGAAGGAGCUUAAGGAGGAGGUUUGCUCCCCAUUACCGCAUAGGUUGCCGAGGCUAAUGGAUAUACAUGCAGCGCGUUGCGCUCCUCAACGCUUGGAAAGCAUUCGAGCAAACACACGGCACCUCCGAAGACCAGAGGAAGGUGGAAGCGCAGAUGCCCAGCAAAGUCAAGAAGAGGAGAAAGCUGGACGACGAUACUUACGAGGAGUACAUGGAGUACAUGUUCCCCGCCGACGAGCAGUCCAACGCCCGGAUCCUCAAUAUGCUACAGGCUGCCCGUGCUUGGAAGCAGAAUCAGGCGGGCUCGGGUCCUGCUUGAGGAUGAUGUCAACUCUCGCGUUAUUUUUCGUCACGGGGGGUUUUCCUUCCGUUCUUUCUUUUCUUUUCUUUUCUUUUUUCUUAAAAAAAGAAAGAGCUUUAAUCCUCAGAAAUUUGUAGACUCGUGGGCGUACUCUUGUAAUUUUAGCUAGGGAUUGGUCAUUAUUAUUGAUGCGGCUACGAAUUUAGAUUAAUUACACGGCGGCAAGAAUAUUGCACAUGCAAUCAUGGUAUAUCACUCAUGACACUUUUUCCAUUAAAUUUUGAGAAAAAUAUCUCAAGCUUUGUUUGAUGAUCUGAGCCUCAAGGCAAGACUAAUUGUGAGAGCCAAUGAUAAUUAUUCCAGAUUGCAUGGACGUCCCCAAGCACAAGCAUUUCCCAAACAACCACCCAACCUUCCGUCCAUCCGAAUCGACCCCCCGAACGGCGCUAAUCUGAUUCACUGCGGAUAAUAGAAAACAGAUAUGCCAGACCCAACCUGACUAUGACCAUAAACCCCCACCAUCUACCACUUGUGAUCCUAGCAAUUCACACAUGAAUAUUACGUUAUAUAGCUCGCACAAACGGACGAGCCUAUAGCACAAGCCAGGCUACUCUCGCUCGGCGCCUCCCUUCGCCAAUCCACAGGGCCAACCGACCGACUGGCAAUAGGGCACCGUCUCCAGAAACCCACCCACCGUCGACAGACAGCACGGGGCAGCACAACAGGCCCCUGCGUCGUCCUUCCUCGCCUCGCAGCCAGCAGGAUCGGGAAAAGCCACUUCGUUUCGUCUGAGGUGGUUAUCAAACGUGCUGAGCCAGGAGCACCAUGUCAAUCAGUACUCGUGACUGAUGGUUGGGUUUGGUUUUGUGUAGUGAGGGAAGAAAAAAAAAAAUUUCCCCGGGCUGAAGGAAGAAAGGAAAUGGGACGUGGCAACUAAGAAUUGAGAGAAG
Molecule: messenger RNA, 3277 nt
Organism: Tuber aestivum (summer truffle)
Lineage: Eukaryota; Fungi; Ascomycota; Pezizomycetes; Pezizales; Tuberaceae
Source: the annotation of a GenBank genome assembly